This is a messenger RNA of Aspergillus sclerotioniger CBS 115572, 1251 nucleotides long. RefSeq names its product polyketide synthase. Bases 1 to 1251 code for a protein of 416 amino acids. The record is from RefSeq and is a predicted model, not a curated record. The transcript is spliced from 2 exons. NCBI's taxonomy places the organism in Eukaryota, Fungi, Ascomycota, Eurotiomycetes, Eurotiales, Aspergillaceae.
AUGACCGUCAUCCCUCCCACCCCCGUCCGAUCGGACCCACCUCAGCCCUGGCGGGAGAUUGAUCGCCUCGUGAAGGAAUACUCUCUUCCCCCAGAUGGCCACCACCCCAAUCCCACCGACGCGGUGGUUCUUCUCACCGGAAGCACGGGAAGCCUGGGGUCCCACUGUUUGGCCCACCUGGUCCAGUCCCCCCAGGUGAGGCAGGUCAUCUGUGUCCUGCGAACCGGCCAGGCCGCCAGCCUCUCGGUCGGCAAGCAUGCCUAUCGCGAUCAGCUCCAAGCCAAGCAGAUCCCGCUCUCCGAAGACGAAUGGGCCAAAGUCACGCUCCUCGAAUGCGAUCCCACUGACGCUCGCCUGGGCCUGGGGGACGAGGAGUACACCGCGCUCCAGAACCGUAUCACCCACGUCAUCCAUGCCGCCUGGCCCAUGGACUUCCGUCCGGGGCUGUCCUCGCUCGGUGAUCAAUUUCAAUUUCUGCGCCAUCUGCUACUCCUGGCCUCGUCUGGGGGCCUGCGACGGCGGUUCCUGUUUGUCUCGUCCAUUGCGGCGGUGGCGCAACGAGGCCUGACCCCGGCUCAUGCCGGCGAGUUGAUCGAAGAGGCCUCCAUGUCCCCCACCGAGUCGGCGACGGGACUGGGAUAUGCGGACGGCAAAAUCGUCUGCGAGAAGAUCCUCGAGCGAGCGGCCGCGGCCUAUCGGGACGAGUUGGAGAUCACCAUUGUGCGCGGGGGUCCCAUCGUGGGGUCGCGGGCCACGGGCAUCUGGACCACCAAGGAGGUGGUGCCCAUGAUGCUGCGAUCCUCGUUGAGCCUGGGCAAGCUGCCCCAGCUCCGGGGGACCUUGUCGUGGAUGCCGGUCGAUGACGCCGCGGCCGUCUUCUGCGAGAUCCUCUUUGCGCCCCAUCCGCUGGUGCCGGUGUACCAGGUCGAGAAUCCCGUCCGCCAGCCGUGGGGCGAUCUGCUGGACACCGUCGCCCCGGUGCUGGGCCUGACCACGCGGAUUCCCUUUGAUGAGUGGCUGGCCGCUGUGGUGCAGGCCGCGGAGACCGAGGGCAGCACGCGCGGGUAUCCCGUGCUGAAACUCAAGGGCUUCUUUACCCGGCUGUUCCAACCGGCCGUGUGUGGGCAGGUCAUCCUGGCCACCGAUCGUUCGCGGGCUUGCUCGCCCACCCUGCGUCGGAUGCGAGCGAUCGAGGAUGAGGUGGUGUUGAAGUUUGUCCAGCAUUGGAAGGAUAUUGGAUAUUUCCCGUAG